Molecule: messenger RNA, 2934 nt
Organism: Aspergillus affinis
Lineage: Eukaryota; Fungi; Ascomycota; Eurotiomycetes; Eurotiales; Aspergillaceae
Product: RNA polymerase III-inhibiting protein MAF1
Exons: 6
Coding region: 1-2934 (977 amino acids)
Biological process (GO): vesicle-mediated transport; negative regulation of transcription by RNA polymerase III
Cellular component (GO): AP-1 adaptor complex
Molecular function (GO): clathrin-cargo adaptor activity; oxidoreductase activity
Source: RefSeq, a predicted model, not a curated record
AUGCUCGAUUCCCCUUCAUCUCCCCCGAAGGCCGGCGAUGUCAUCAAAAAGUGCGGGUACUGCUUUACAUGGACAGACGCCCACCUCUCCAAGCAAGAGAUAGAGCCAUUGCGCCAACAGUGGGACACUUUAGGGGAACAAUCUAUAGAAAGAAUUCAGGCUGUAAGAGCCAAUGUUGUUAGCGAGCAGAGGAAAGAGGGGACAAAUCCUCCUCCUACCGAUCUUUACGCUCUCCUGCGGGAUCACCACCGUACCGACGAGACUCUAUCCCAGUUCUGGGACGAGGUACAUACGGUCCCCGACUGGGUGAACUGGGACCAGAUUGCGCGAGGCCAACGGGUGUUCUAUCGCUAUGCCAUGGCCAACAUCGUGGGAUUUGCCCUGCAGGGAUUCAUGGCUGAGAAUUCGGCCGCCGCCGGGGUCAUCGAAGUUCUCGUUCGAACAGGAGGCUUCUCUACCCGGGUCCUUCUAGGUCGACUCCUGGCCACCUUCCAAUGGAUGAUCCAAGUCACUCAUGGCCUCGCCUCCGUUCAACCAGGAGGUGAAGGCCACAUCGCGACGAUUCGAGUCCGACUUCUCCAUUCGUCUGUUCGACAUCGAAUCCUAAAGCUCUGCCAAACCAAUUCGGAUUACUUUGAUGCUGAACAACACGGUAUUCCAGUCAACACACUCGACUCAAUUCACUCCAUCAGCACCUUCUGCUGCAAUCCCUUCUUCUUACAACUGCCCCGAUUUGUCAUCCGACCCUCCCCAAACGAAGUGGAAGACUACAUCGCCUUAUUCCGCUACAUCGGCCAUCUACUCGGCACCCCGGUGUCGAAUUUCGAAACGGUUGACCAAGCCCAGAAAACCAUGGAAAGUCUCCUAGUUCAUGAAGUCCACCUAACCGAGACAUCCAAAAUAGUAUCCCACAACUUUCUAGAGUGUGUAGGGAACCUCCCUGCGCCAUUCUACGUGUCGAAACCCUUCCUCUACGCCGGAAGCCGCUGGAUCAAUGGCCAUGCGUUUUGCGAUGCCUUGGACCUCGGACAGCCCGGGUUUGCUUACUACCUUGCUUUCGCGGGUUUCUGUGCCCUCGUUACGGGGCUCGCGUGGCUCCAAUGGUUGAUACCUGGUACGGAUGACCUGAUGAUCAAGCUCCUCCGCACCAUCAUGUACCGCGGCAUCGUCCAACGAAAAUCUCGCAGUGGAUAUCCCUUCAAGUUCGUCCCACGGGUUGGUAAAAUGACCGGUAAGGAAAAGCAUCAUGCAGAUGGUAGUCGGGGAUAUUCCAUUUCUCAAUUGCGCCGCAGCCUUGCGCCGGACAUGGGUCUUUUCGAAGUUUUCUUUGUCGUCGUACUGCUGGGGGCUGUUUGUGUUUUGGGAGGUGGUGUGGCGUGGGGGUAUAUGUGCGUGAAAGGACUGGUGGCUUGGGCUUGGCUACUUGAUUCUGCUGUCCCGGCAGGGCAAAGUGGUAUGUCUUCUCCCUCGUCGCCCACCCAACUUCCGAGCCGCCAGGACACUUUGGCCGGAGCUGACGGACUGACCGAUUCAUUCUCUUCUUCGCAGCGCCUUGCCAAAUGGUUUACCACCCUCUCGCCCAAGGAGAAGGCCAAGAUCAUCAAGGAUGUGACCCAGCUGGUUCUGUCUCGUCGCACCCGCAUGUGCAACUUCCUCGAGUAUAAAGAUACCAAGGUCGUCUACCGUCGCUAUGCCUCCCUUUUCUUCAUCGCCGGAUGCGCCUCCACCGACAACGAGUUGAUCACCCUUGAGGUCGUGCAUCGAUACGUCGAGCAGAUGGACAAGUACUACGGCAACGUGUGCGAGCUGGAUAUCAUCUUCAACUUUCAGAAGGCAUACUUUAUCUUGGAUGAACUCUUACUGGCAGGAGAAAUGCAGGAAAGUAGCAAGAAGAAUGUGCUGAGGUGCAUCAGUCAACAGGACAGUCUGGAAGAUAUGGAGUUUCUCCCUCUCCCAGAGAUCGAGGAUGUCACAAGUUCGCUGAAUUUCGACACCGCCGACUGCCACAUCCUCGGAGGCUGCGACCUUUACACGACCAAGGCCGCUCGCGCCGAUCGCAAACUGUACAAAAACAUCGAGCAAUCACUAGAAGCUCAGUAUGAGUCGGUUCUUCGCUUGUCGGCGUCGUUGUCGCCUCCCAACGCGUCGGAUGCCGCUGCUUCGCUCAACCUGUCUCGGUCCAGCCCGUUCGGCCCCCUGAGUGAGCACUCGAGUCGCCGGACAUUCGCCUAUCUGAUCGCCACCUUGAAUGCGAGCCACUCGGAUUAUGACUUCUCUCAUGUUCUGCGCCCGUCGGAUUUCCAUCGCGAGCGGAAUCUGAAGAGGGUGAUGAACACGAUCGACACUACUUUGUUCAACCUCCGGCCUCGUGAAACUAUCGAUCUUACGCCCCCAUCGCCCGUCACGAUUUCUGGAUCGUACAAUGCCGGAGCAUCGUCCACGUGGGGCCCGCGAAUGUGGAAGAUUAUCGAUGCGCAGAUGUCUCUGAAGGAGUGCUCGCUGUAUUCCUACUCUCCCGAGGAGGACCCGUCGGAUGCCGAUGACGGCGCCAUCUGGAGCCUACACUACUUCUUCUUUAACCGACUGCGCAAGCGCGUUUGCUACAUCUAUCUCAGAGCCAUCCCUAUCCUGAGCCAUACGCCGAGUGAUGGCAUCGUUUUAACACCGACGACCAAGAGAACGUUUGAGGAUGGUUACAUGACCCCCGAGUUGGGCUCUAGCAAACGCGCCCGAUACUGGCUCGGCGACCGAGCCGACCUCGAGGAACAGGAGAGCGAGAGCGACGAGGGCGAUAACCCGCUUCCUCCCACCCGCCCAGUCGUCGACGAGUACGACAAUUACUUGCUCAGUGACGAGGAAUUUCGCUCUCGGUCCGGCAGCAAGGGCACUGUGCGUGCCAUGAGCGAGGAAAUUGCUGACGCCAUGGAGGUUUAA